CCUCCUACGAAGCCUACCGUGCGGCCGGACCCGUCCUCGGUGAAGGCUCCCCUCAUCUUCGUCGGAGUUAUCAAUACUUGAAGCAUCACAAGUGGCAAUCAUGGCUACAGCAUCAGUGUCAACACCCAUCAAGUCCCAUGCCGGACUCUUCUCGACCCGUACCGCUGGCGGGCGGAUGCCCCUAACCCCCUCCCCCCGUCAGCGCUCUUCCACCGCGAACGCCAACUCGUCUCCGUUCACGCCCGAAAAGACGGCCAAUGACGGCCAGCGGGUGCCCUCCAAGUCGGUCUACAGCGGCAAUCUCGCCGCCCACUUUGCCAAGUCCAAGAGCCAUCGCGACUCGCCCAAAUCCAACAUCGCCCGCGUGGUGUCAACCCCGCGCAAAGCUCUUGAGCUGGGCAUCUCCGACUUCACUCUCACCGGCACCGGCGCCCAUGUCAAGACUCCGCCCAGCAACAAGAGCAAGAGGACAACUGUUGUCAGGCAGAAAUCGAGCAAGACCACGCUGGCCUACAACGCGGACCGCUUCAUUCCCAACCGGGCCGCGAGCUCUGCCAUUGCGAAUGUCGGGUCCGGCAAGAUUGAUAUGCACGAGAAGCGCUCGAGAGCGGUCCACUGCGAGGGCUCGUCUGUCCUCUCGUCAGCAACCGAAGACGCCAUUGCCGCCCUCGAGGGUCUCAACAUCAACGAGGAGGAGACUGCUUCAUACUCGCGGCCGUCACCCAAUACAGUCGCCUAUCAAGACUCUCUGGCAAAUGCUUGCGGCGUCAACCUGAAGACGCGCAUCCUUGAGUUCAAGCCCGCGCCUCCCGAGUCGUCGAAGCCGAUCGACCUGCGGCAGCAGUACAAUCGCCCGCUGAAGCCCGCCAACGCCAGCUCGGCUCAGUUCAGGAGGCGCAUCGCCACCGCUCCGGAGCGCGUCCUGGAUGCGCCCGGGCUCAUCGACGACUACUACCUCAACCUCCUGGACUGGAGCUCCUGCAACCAGGUCGCCAUCGGGCUUGAGCGCAACGUCUACGUCUGGUCCGCGGACGAGGGCACGGUUAGCUGCCUCCUCGAGACGAGCCCCGAUACGUACGUCAGCAGCGUCAAGUGGUCCGGAGACGGUGCAUACGUGGGCGUCGGUCUCGGCACCGGCGAGGUGCAGAUUUGGGACGUCGCCGAGGGUGUCAAGAUCCGCAGCAUGUUUGGCCACGACACGCGUGUGGGCGUCAUGGGAUGGAGCAAGCAUAUCCUCUCGACCGGUGCUAGGAGCGGGCUCGUCUUCAACCACGACGUCCGCGUUGCGGAGCACAAGGUCGCCGAGCUCGUCUCGCACACCUCGGAAGUCUGCGGUCUGGAAUGGCGCUCCGACGGCGCGCAGCUUGCCACCGGCGGCAACGACAACCUCGUGUCGAUCUGGGACGCUCGGUCUCUCGCCGUCCCCAAGUUCACAAAGACCAACCACAAGGCGGCCGUCAAGGCGAUCGCCUGGUGCCCGUGGAACAUGAACCUGCUCGCCACCGGAGGCGGCUCGUACGACCGCCACAUCCACUUCUGGAACACCACGUCCGGCGCGCGCGUCAACAGCAUCGACACGGGCUCGCAGGUCACCAGCCUCCGCUGGAGUCCCCACUACCGCGAGAUCGUCAGCUCCAGCGGGUUCCCCGACAACUCGCUGAGCAUCUGGAGCUAUCCGACCCUGGUGCGCAACAUCGAGAUCCCCGCGCACGAGAGCAGAGUUCUCCACAGCUGCCUCAGCCCUGAUGGUCAGAUGUUGGCCACAGCCGGUGAGCGCUCCCCAGCCUUUGUUUCCUUCUCGAUUUCUCUUGUGAAGAGACAUCGCAUAAUUACUAACACGCCACGCAGCUGCGGACGAGAGCUUGAAGUUCUGGAAGAUCUUCGAGAAGAAGCCGGGAGCGGGCUCUGGCGUUGGCGGUGCCGGCGCAUCGGCAAAGGCCGACAUGACCAAGCAGAUGACCAUUCGCUAGAGCUUCCCACCGCUCCAGGCAAAACCCCCGCGGCAAGUCGGGUGUCCGAGUCUUAGUGUUCAGCCAACGGUAGGUAUUACAUGGUUUCCCCUUCUGUUCUGACGAGUGUGAAAUCAAGGCGAACGGAUUCGGGGGUUCCUGGGCAUCGAUUGGGUUUCAGCACGGCGUUGGGGGUUGUUUCUCCGGUCUCUCACGCAAUGCAUCAUGAGACGCCAUCGUCACGCAGGGAUGAACGGGAAUCGGGCUUGGUCAUGGGGUUACGAAUACAGGAGACAUCUUUUUGUCUGUCGGUCUUAGGUCAGGGUAAUUGCUUACCGUGUCUUGCAUUGGACCAAAUUAGAUUGGUAUUGUAAACUAGCUGUAGUCAUAAUUGGCGAGAUAGGCCAAAGGAAUGGAGUUGUGAU
Messenger RNA from Thermothielavioides terrestris NRRL 8126, 2374 nucleotides. RefSeq lists its product as uncharacterized. Gene Ontology annotation, cellular component: anaphase-promoting complex. The transcript has a single exon. Bases 101 to 2026 code for a protein of 641 amino acids. NCBI's taxonomy places the organism in Eukaryota, Fungi, Ascomycota, Sordariomycetes, Sordariales, Chaetomiaceae. Gene Ontology annotation, biological process: positive regulation of anaphase-promoting complex-dependent catabolic process; anaphase-promoting complex-dependent catabolic process; positive regulation of ubiquitin protein ligase activity. Gene Ontology annotation, molecular function: ubiquitin ligase activator activity; protein binding; anaphase-promoting complex binding. The record is from RefSeq and is a predicted model, not a curated record.